AUGCAGCUCUAAUUGAUUUCAAGAGAUAGCAAUUAUUUUUAAAUUUAAUAACAAAAAAUUUAUCCAAACUACUCAAGUUUUUAGAAUUUAACAUAGCCACAAUAAGUAGACUUAGAAAGCAGCAAUAUUGAAUUAGAGGAAAACAACAAUUAAAAUAUGGAAUAUCAAAAUAAUAUAUUUAGUGGAAGCAAUUAAAUGAAUGAAUAAAAUUAACCUUUCAAUGCUCAUAAUAAUCAAUAAACCAUGAAAAUUAUGUUUAAUGGAAAUUAAAAUAAUGACAAUUUUAGAUUUAAUAAUUAUAAUUAGAUUAAAAAUAACAUAUUUGAACCAGCAUCUCAUUAUAAUACAAGCAAUAAUCAAAUGGAAGUUAUCGAAAAUGUUAAUAGCAGUUAAUAAGAAGUUUAAGAAUAAAAUGAAGAUCUAUAACAGCAAAAUGAGGAAAGAGAAAUGCUUAGAAAAUGCAUCAGUGAUGUAAAAAAAUAAAUAAAUAAAUAAUUUUGUUCAGAUUAUUAAUUAAUUAUUCAUAAAUAUUAAAAAAAUAAAUAGAUGAUGUCUAAAAAGUAAGAAAAUUGCAGAUCUAAAAAAAGAUAUAACAUUUUAAACUUGCACCGUAAAAGAAUUAUAGAGGAUACUUUAGAUUUGAUUUAUUAUGAUCCACAAUAUUUCACCACAGAGGAAUUUGAAUACCGCGUUUGUAUGAAUAUAGAAAAAUUAGUUUAAGAAUAAGAGGAAUAAGAUUAAAUGAAAUAUUAUUAUGACUAAGAGUUGUAAAAAGCAGAAGAUGAAUAUUAUAGAAAGUAAAUUGAACAGUUCAAAUAAAAUUAAGAUUAAGAAAUGGAAGAAGAUGAAGAUGAUGAUAAUGAUAGUGGUGAUUUAGACAUUAUAUAAUUGAAUAAUAUUAAAUUUAAUCAAAAUAAUACUUAGACAUAAAAUCAAAAUAACUUUUGA
Molecule: messenger RNA, 948 nt
Organism: Tetrahymena thermophila SB210
Lineage: Eukaryota; Ciliophora; Oligohymenophorea; Hymenostomatida; Tetrahymenidae
Exons: 2
Source: RefSeq, a predicted model, not a curated record